Conger conger (European conger) is the source of this 1853-nucleotide messenger RNA. It is a transcript of the gene them4, whose product is annotated as thioesterase superfamily member 4. The coding region runs from base 323 to 1105 and encodes 260 amino acids. The transcript is spliced from 5 exons. NCBI's taxonomy places the organism in Eukaryota, Metazoa, Chordata, Actinopteri, Anguilliformes, Congridae. The record is from RefSeq and is a predicted model, not a curated record.
UUUCGCCGCUCCCCCACGAAAUGGAACCUCCCAGAAUAAAUGACACUGUCCCUCAUGGAAAGUCAUCUGCUUUCCCAACCGGUGAUGCUACCUAUUGUUUUGAGGGAGCGCUCGCCUUGAAGUGGUUAUUAAGUGGUAAUUAAGUGGUAACUUAUUCCCGCACAUUUUACCAUAGCAACCGAGAAUAAUUUCAACUAAGUUGGUUUGGUAACUGAGUAGGUCAAAAGCUAAUGUGAGAUAGCUAACCUGUGAAGUGCAUGGGAAGCUAAUAUCAGCAAGCUAAUCGAAAAACCACGGGUUUACAACUGCACUUUAAUUAGUCAUGCUGACCGUGGCAUUGCGUCGGUUAAUAAUGAGCCAUAAAUUAUCGACUGGGCUCCACAUAAACAUAUUGAAGCGUAAGCAUCCGACCAACAUAUGUUACGCUCGGCCAUCCAUCCAGAGUAUUCGUGCAGUUACGAUGGCGCCAAGGCCUUUCUCAUCCCCACAGCCGCGUGACUACAGUUUACCAAACCCUUCUUGGAGCGCAGAGAUGCAGAGAUUGUAUGAGCAUUACAACAGCAUGUGUGAAGUGGAAACAGGGGAAGGUGAGAAGAUCAAGGGACCCUGGAAGAGAUUGGCCAGUUAUAACCGUAGUCUGAAGUUUGCUGCAGAGGGGCAGUGUCUCGGCAAGUUCAUGCAGGCCAAAGCCCGCCUCUUCACCCGGAAUAUAGAGGAGCAGGGAGCAGGGUUUGAGUAUGUUGUCUUUGUCAACAAGCAGGAGAAGACCUGCGUCUGUGUAUUUCAGGCUGGGCAUCUGCUGGAGGGUCCCCCGGGGUACGUCCACGGAGGGGCAAUAGCCACCAUAAUAGACUCUGUGACGGGUACGCAUGCUGUGUACCAUUCUGGACCUGCCAUGACUGCCAACCUCACCGUCAAUUACCGCAGCCCUAUCGCUUUGGGAAGUGUAGUUCUGGUUCACUCUUCCCUGGUUGAAACAGAGGGGCGGAAGAUAUUGCUCUCCUGUCAGGUGACCAGCUCAGAUGGCUCCAAGCUGCACACAGAGGCCACAGGUACAGCAAAGCAACAUGUGGCUCCCACAUGCUGUAUAGCUGGGAUUACAUAGAUUUUCAGGAACUAUGUGCUCUUCAUAGUCUGCAUUCUUUGUAAACAGCCCUCACUCUGCUUCUUUCACACUGUACUAUAAAGCAUGCAGCUUGGGGCUCCAAUAGAAGUGUGUAUGUGCUAAUUGCUCAUUAUUUAUCUCACAGUUAUUUGACUGGCUUGUUUCACGUUACUACAGGGUUGGGGUGUGCUGAUCUGUUCCACUCUCUGACUGUCUCUUGUUUUUUUUUUCUUCUCCUUCAUUUUCAGGCUUGUUCAUUUCUUUUAAUGUGGGCAAAUUGCUAAGAGCCUGAGACAAAAAAAAAAAUCCCGAUUUGUGGACAGCAAUGGCCGUAGUCAGUGUUUGUGCUGUGUUUGUGCUAAUCGAAAACCAGUGUCAAUUUUAAUACACAUUAACUGCAAUCAAUCAACCUUUACCUCUACCAGUUGAAUUAAAUCCACCUGGUGUCUCAGUAAUCCCUGAUGCCUCUUCGGUUGACUCCAAUGUCUCUGCAGUUACUCCUGCAGAGACAUUGCUAAUUACUCCUGUUUUUACUUGAUGCUUUUUGCACAUUUACUAGACAUGAAGGGUGUUUUCUUCUGGUGCAUAUACUGUAUUACUGCCAAAUGUAUUUAUAAGUAUUUUUUAUUUGAGUUGUAAUUAACUAUAAAGUUGAGUUAAUAUUAUUGGUUUAGUGAUUACUUUUGAUUGAGAUUUUUUUAAUGACUAACAAAAUGAUGAUAAAUGUCAAUAAAGAAUAUUAAAUACA